Molecule: messenger RNA, 1672 nt
Organism: Rhizophagus irregularis DAOM 181602=DAOM 197198
Lineage: Eukaryota; Fungi; Glomeromycota; Glomeromycetes; Glomerales; Glomeraceae
Source: RefSeq, a predicted model, not a curated record
AAAUAUCAAAUCAAAUUUUAUUUGCAAAACAUCAUUAUUAAUAAUAAUAAAUAAGAAUAAAAUGUCAGGGAUAAAAUAAUAACUUUUGGGAAAUGUCAUGUCAGGAAAAUUUUAUGUUUGUGACUAGGCCCAUUCAAGAAUAUGUCGUGUCUAACAAUUGAAAGGAAAAUGAUAUCGAGAGCAACAAGAUACAUAUAGCUUCAUAAUUGAUUGAUCUGCAAUGUUAAAAAUAAUAUGCAGGCACCUAAAAUGAUCAAUUCAUUUAACGCUCUUUCUUCCAUCAUACGAAAAAAACAUGACACCAGAUGAAUUAUUAAAUGAUUUUGAAAAAUUACUUUCUAGCGGAAAUAAUUAUGAUGUAAUUAUUAAAGCUGGAAAAAAUGAAAAUAUUAGAAGUUUCUAUACUCACUCUUUAAUAUUAAGUUCAAGGUCAACUUAUUUUAAAGCUGCAUUAUCAAAGAAUUGGGCUCGUAAAAAAUAUGGAAUUGUCGUUUUUAAUAAACCAAAUAUUAAUCCAAAAAUUAUGGAAUUAAUAUUAAAGUAUAUUUAUACUGGAACCAUUGAAUUAGAUAAACAGAAAGGACUAGAUAUAUUAAAAUAUCUUGUAGCGUCAGAUGAAAUAUGUUUCGGAAAUUUACAAAAUUAUAUAGAAAGUUACAUAAUUGAGAAACAAGAGAAAUUUUUAAACGAAGAUCCAACUGAAGUUCUUCAAACGAUACUUCACUAUGAAUCUUUAACUUCUAUAAAAAAUUUUUAUUUACAGUUAAUCUGUGAUAACCCUGAAGUAUUAUUUGAAUCUUCCACGUUUUUAACAAUAGAUAAGACUAUUUUAAUCUCUAUUGUUAAAAGAGAUGAUUUAUACAUGAAUGAAUAUAAUAUUUGGGAAUAUAUAUUAGAAUGGGGAAUAGCACAAAUGUCAAAAUGUAUUAAUAUUAAUGUAUAUUCCAAUUGGACUGAAGAAGAUUUCGUUGAACUUGGAGAAAUUCUUUACGAUUUUAUUCUACUUAUUAGAUGGGCCCAAAUCCCUCCAAAAUUAUUUCAUCAAAAAAUAAGCCCGUUUAAAAGGAUUUUUUCGGAAAAUAUUUACGAUGAUAUAAUUGGAUACUAUUUAGAUCCUGAUUCCCCACCAAAAUCUUUAUUCGUAUCACAACCAAGAAAUCCGUCCUUUAAAAUUAUAAAUAAAAAACACUUUGCUAUAAUUACUAGUUGGAUAGAUAAAGAAAAAGAAUAUUACAAUAUUAAGAAUGUUCCUUAUUCUCUUGAACUACUUUAUAGCGCAACUAGAGAUGGAUUUGAAACAACAAAAUUCCAUGAAUUAUGUGAUGAUAAAGGACCAACACUCAUUGUUGCUAAAGUUAAAGAUACUGGAAGGUUAAUUGGAGGAUAUAAUAUAAAAAAUCACGCAAUGUUAGGCGAUAGCUUUAUAUUUUCUUUUAAAAAUCAAGAUGAUCUUAGUUCACCUAUAAUUGCAAGAUGUGAUGAUUACGACUCUAUUUUUACUGAUUAUCCUAGCUUUAUUAACUUAUUUAAUUUGACCAUCAAGGAUCCUGGAAAAGAAUCUUUUAUAAAUGUUGAUUUGAUGGAAGAUUAUGAAGUUUUUAAAAUUACAAAACUUAACAAAUCAGUAAAUCGUGAAAAAAUCGUAAAAAGCAAAAUUGAUUCAAUGAUGUAA